AAAACCUCUUCAUAAUCACUUUUAAAGAGUUGACAACUGUUUUAAAAGAUUAAAGAAAGGCAGAUGUCUGCAAAUAAUUCCCCUCCAUCAGCCCAGAAGUCUGUAUUACCUGCAGCUAUUCCCGCUGUGCUUCCAACUGCUUCUCCGUGUUCAAGUCCUAAGACAGGACUCUCUGCCCGACUCUCUAAUGGAAGCUUCAGUGCACCGUCACUCACCAACUCCAGAGGCUCAGUGCAUACAGUUUCAUUUCUACUGCAGAUUGGCCUCACACGGGAGAGUGUUACCAUUGAAGCCCAGGAACUGUCUUUAUCUGCUGUCAAAGAUCUUGUGUGCUCCAUUGUUUAUCAAAAGUCACAUGUUCACCAAGAACCAAGUAAGAGAAUUCCUUCUUGGAGUGGUCGCCCAAUCUGGAUGGAAAAGAUGGUAAUGUGCAGAGUAAAAGUUCCACACACAUUUGCUGUUCACUCUUACACCCGUCCCACAAUAUGUCAGUACUGCAAGCGGUUACUGAAAGGCCUCUUUCGGCAAGGAAUGCAGUGUAAAGCUUUAGCCACAGUAGAAGACUUCCAGAUUCGUCCACAUACUCUUUACGUACAUUCUUACAAAGCUCCUACUUUUUGUGAUUAUUGUGGUGAAAUGCUCUGGGGAUUGGUACGUCAGGGACUGAAAUGUGAAGGCUGUGGAUUAAAUUACCAUAAACGAUGUGCCUUCAAGAUUCCAAAUAACUGUAGUGGAGUAAGAAAGAGACGUCUGUCAAAUGUAUCUUUACCAGGACCUGGCCUCUCGGUUCCAAGACCCCUACAGCCUGAAUGUGUAGCCCUUCUCAGUGAAGAGUUUCCAGAGUGUGGAUUCUUUGGCAUGUAUGAUAAAAUUCUUCUCUUUCGUCAUGACAUGAACUCAGAAAAUAUUUUGCAGCUGAUUACCUCAGCAGAUGAAAUACAUGAGGGAGACCUAGUAGAAGUUGUUCUUUCGGAACCUUCCAGUCUGGGAACAGAUACAGAUAUACCAAUGGACAUUGACAGUAAUGACUUGAAUAGUGAGGGUAGUCGGGGCUUAGAUGACACAGAAGAGCCAUCUCCCCCAGAAGAUAAAAUGUUCUUCCUGGAUCCAUCUGAUCUUGAUGUGGAAAGAGAUGAAGAAGCUGUUAAAACAAUCAGUCCAUCAACGAGCAAUAACAUUCCGCUAAUGAGGGUUGUACAAUCCAUCAAGCACACAAAGAGGAAGAGCAGCACAAUGGUGAAGGAAGGGUGGAUGGUCCAUUACACCAGCAGGGAUAACCUGAGAAAGAGGCAUUAUUGGAGACUUGACAGCAAAUGUCUAACAUUGUUUCAAAACGAAUCUGGAUCAAAGUAUUACAAGGAAAUUCCACUUUCAGAAAUUCUCCGCAUAUCUUCACCACGAGAUUUCACAAACAUUUCACAAGGCAGCAACCCACACUGUUUUGAAAUCAUCACUGAUACGAUGGUAUACUUUGUUGGAGAGAACAAUGGGGACAGCUCUCACAAUCCUGUUCUUGCUGCCACUGGAGUUGGACUUGAUGUAGCACAGAGCUGGGAAAAGGCAAUUCGCCAAGCUCUCAUGCCUGUUACCCCUCAAGCAAGUGUUUGCACUUCUUCAGGGCAUGGGAAAGAUCACAUAUUUCUCUACUUACGUUGGUCAUAUAAAUAUCUUGCAACCUCUGUUCAGAAUUUGCAUCAUCCUGGGAUUGUAAAUCUGGAAUGUAUGUUUGAGACCCCAGAACGAGUAUUUGUAGUAAUGGAAAAGCUGCAUGGAGAUAUGUUGGAAAUGAUUUUAUCCAGUGAGAAAAGUCGGCUUCCAGAACGAAUUACUAAAUUCAUGGUCACACAGAUACUUGUUGCUUUGAGGAAUCUGCAUUUUAAGAAUAUUGUGCACUGUGAUUUAAAGCCAGAAAAUGUGCUGCUUGCAUCAGCAGAGCCAUUUCCUCAGGUGAAGCUGUGUGACUUUGGAUUUGCACGCAUCAUUGGUGAAAAGUCAUUCAGGAGAUCUGUGGUAGGAACUCCGGCAUACUUAGCCCCUGAAGUUCUCCGGAGCAAAGGUUACAACCGUUCUCUAGAUAUGUGGUCAGUGGGAGUUAUUGUCUAUGUGAGCCUCAGUGGCACGUUUCCUUUCAAUGAGGAUGAAGAUAUAAAUGACCAAAUCCAAAAUGCUGCAUUUAUGUACCCACCAAAUCCAUGGAGAGAAAUUUCUGGUGAAGCAAUUGAUUUGAUAAACAACCUGCUUCAAGUGAAGAUGAGAAAACGUUACAGUGUUGACAAAUCUCUUAGUCAUCCCUGGCUACAGGACUAUCAGACUUGGCUUGACCUCAGAGAAUUUGAAACUCGCAUUGGAGAACGUUACAUUACACAUGAAAGUGAUGAUGCUCGCUGGGAAAUACAUGCAUACACACACAACCUUGUAUAUCCAAAGCACUUCAUUAUGGCUCCCAAUCCAGAUGAUAUGGAAGAAGAUCCCUAAUUAUCAAUGAGCUAACUUCAGUAAGCAAAGAUUUCAUUUUGUGGACUGAUACUUUGCUGCAUAACUGUUGUUCAUUGUAGGUUGUCAUCUGCAAGGAUGCAAAAACAUAAGGAAAUACAAGGAAUUGGUGACACCAAUACUGUAGUUCAUAAUGAGUAGGUACAGGAGAGGAAACUGAGUAAUAAAAACUCACAGUGGAAUCAAGGUGAAACUUUUUACAAAUUUUUGUAGC
Messenger RNA from Propithecus coquereli (Coquerel's sifaka), 2707 nucleotides. It is a transcript of the gene PRKD3, whose product is annotated as protein kinase D3. The transcript is spliced from 14 exons. Gene Ontology annotation, biological process: protein phosphorylation. Gene Ontology annotation, molecular function: ATP binding; protein serine/threonine kinase activity. The record is from RefSeq and is a predicted model, not a curated record. NCBI's taxonomy places the organism in Eukaryota, Metazoa, Chordata, Mammalia, Primates, Indriidae. The coding region runs from base 64 to 2475 and encodes 803 amino acids.